CUCUGUGCAGACCCCACACUCACUAUCAACAACCUCCGUCACAUCACCUCUUCAGUCCAGGACUGGUAUGAUCUGGGGAACUAUGACUCUGGUCUUGGUGUUCCUCGUCCUGUGCUGUAUGAGAUCAGAGCCCAGACAGUGGAGGAGAAGAAAACAAAGGUCCUACUCUACUUCCUCCACAAUGUCCCCAUGGCCUCCUGGGAGAGAGUUGCAGGAGCACUGUACUACAAGAAGGAGAAGAGGGCAUUACAGGCAGUGAAGGAGUUCCUACGAGUCUCACCAGAGGCCAGUCUCACUCCAGAGAACCUCUCCACAGUUCUAGACAUCAUGAGUUGCGGUCUGUGGAGGAAGUUUGGUAGAUAUGCCAACAUACCAGACUCUGAGUUGGACAGGAUCAAGGAACAGUGUACCAGUGACAGAGAGUGCAAACAGGCCCUCAUUCUCUCCUUCAUCUCCUCACAUCCAGCACCAUCCUGGACUCUUGUGGCAUGGGCUCUCUACAUGACUGAGCGGGACGAGGAGGACGGCAGUUGUCUCAGAGCAUUGGAUCACCUGCAGCAGCUGUUCCCCACUGGUACAGUGGACUUUCUUGGUUGGUUGACGCUCCCUUCAACAUGUUCACUUUACUCCCGUGCAGGAAGAUUCCGCUCCAAACAGAUCUACGAGCAG
Messenger RNA from Geodia barretti, 669 nucleotides. The record is from the annotation of a GenBank genome assembly. NCBI's taxonomy places the organism in Eukaryota, Metazoa, Porifera, Demospongiae, Tetractinellida, Geodiidae.